AUGAGACCUAAUACUCAAUUACCUCCAAAGCAUAAUUUUAAUAGUUCAUUUAAUUAUGAUUGGGAUCUAAUCAAUAAGAAAAGAGAAAUUGAAAUGCUUCGACCUCGUGAAAUUUGUCCAAAACGCAAUCAUUCAUUUCAUACUACUUCAAAUGAUUGCGAUAAAUCGAUACAUAAUCGUUCUUUUGAAAAAUCAAUUUAGGAAACAGAAAAAGUUAGUUCAAGAAUGCAAAAUGAAUUUGGCUAAUUAAAGACUUUAAUUUAAAAAAGACGUGAUGAGAUUGAAAAAUAAUAAAGACAAUAAGAUCUUAAACUUUCAAUAUCGAUUCCCUAAUAAACAAUUAAGGAAGAAUCAAAAAAAUAUAAGGAAGAAACACCUUAAUUGAAUUACUAUCAAACUUUUAAACCUAUUUUUGCAUAAUUAAAUUCAUUAAUUGAAAACUCAAAUACAAAAGAAUAGGAUAGAUAAAGAUUAGUUACUUUAUUUGAUUCGAUAGAUUAAGAAUCAAUAAAAAAAAGCAAAGAACCAGAAUAAAUGUUUUAAUUAGUAGAAUAAUUAGUAAAAGAAUUUGUUAUUCCAUCUUUAGAAUAACAAACUCCAUCUUAAUCAAAUUCAAAAAGAAGCUACUUAUAGACACAAUCUUCUAAUUUUAUAAAAUAAUUACCUUCUCAUAAGUAAGUACCUAAAUCUAUUGAAUAAUCAAUUAGUUAUAAGAAUGUUUUUGAAUUGCCUUAUAAGAAUCCUUUUUAAUUUUAUUCUUAAAUAAAGAAUAAUGAAAGCGGAUAUUAUGAAUAUUGUAUUAACAAUAAAAUUGUAUCAGGAGAAUCAAUUAAUAGCUUUAAUAUUUCAAAAUCUUAAUCUUGCAAAUUAACCAAUUCACAAUCUAAUAUAUAAGUGGAUGUAAAAUAAAUCAAAUAAUCCUUAAUUUAAUAAUAGACAUAUAGUAUUGAUGAUUAAUUUUCACUUGUUCCAAUAACUCAUUUUAAGAGGAAAGUUAUAUAUGCUCUUAAUUACCCUUCUUAUUAUUGUAAAUAGAUUUAACAAUACAUUUAAUUAACUAUAAACAAUUAAUAAUACAAAUUUGAAUCUGGUUUGAGUAAGCUAAAUAAGGUAGUGUUAUUGUAGUUUAGAAUGAAAAGAUAGUUGGUUUUUGUGAAAGUCUUACAAUAUAAGAAUAAAUUAAAGAAGCUAAAGAUAAUAAUUUAAAGAAUGGGAUUUUAGAGAUUGAAAUAAAAUUACUAUUAAAUAAAAUAUGAAAAAAGUAUUAAUAAUAAUAUUUGCAAAUUGAUUCUUUAAGCAGCUAAAUAGGUAAAAAAGGAUUAAAAGAAUUAUGCAAUUUAGUUAUUCAUGGUAUUACAAAAAUAUUAAAGUAGAUUGAGAAGUAAUGCAAUAACAUAAUUAAUUGGAAAUGAUGAUUUAAUUAUUAUGCUUUAAGCAUUAUAAUCAGAAAAUUCAAUAGAAAUGUAUAUGUAAUAAGUAACUUAAUUGAUGGGCGAAAAGUUAGCAGUUUCAAUAUUGAAUAUCGAGAUAUUAUCAUUAACUUCCUAUUUACCUGAAUAUGGAUUAAUAUAAGAAUAUUUUGAAGAUAUUGAUGAUAUUUCACAAUUCAACACUCUUUAUUAAUUAACUUUAAAUAUAAAUACUGAACUAAUAAAUAAUUAAAAUAUAGAAUUUGAAAAUAGACAUAUAUGGAAGGUGAAUGAUGAAAUAUUUUUAAUUACAUCAUCUAAUAUGUAGACACAUUAUUUGAGUAAAAUAGCUUUAAUAUUGACUAACGGAAUAAAUAAUUUAAGAUAGAAAUAUUUAGAGUUUUUUAAAUUUAUAAGAUUAAGAUAAGAACAUUAUUAAUAGAAAAUGAAGUCUAGAUUUUUAAAUAGAUGGAGAAAUAAUUAAAAUGUAUUUAUUGAUUAAUUAAGAAAUGAAUUAGUUAUCUCAAAAUAAGAAUAAGAUUAAUAAUAAAAAUUAAUUUAUUAAUAUGAAUUGGAAUUGUAGAACAUGCAAAUAUAAAAUGCAUUGAAAUCUAAAUACUUAAGUAGUGCUAUGUUGGAAAAUACUAUAUCUAAGAGAGAGAAUGAUUUAUAAUUAAAGGAGGCUUUCUUAAAAUUAUGGAGAAGCAAAAAUAAUAAUAGAAAACAUUUUUAGUAAAGAUUGUAAACAGGAUUAUUUUUAUUGGAAUCAGCAGUAUUAAAGAUUGAGAAAUGUUAAUUAGAUAAAGCAUUUAGAGAAAUAGCAUUUUCAUACAUUUAACCUACAGGUACUAUACCUACAAGUCCAAUAUAAAAAAAUACUAAAAGAAGUUAUCAUACAAGAGAAUAGACACGAAGAAGUUAAGAAGAAUUAGAGUAAUCUGUUUUAUGGGAUGUUCAUUAAAUGAAGAUUCAUACACCAAAUGAACAUAAAGGAUAAUCUUUAUCACCUAUUACUGCAAAUACUAUGAAUUAAUCUUUCCUUAUUGAAAAUGAAUCUCUAUAUCAAUAUCAUUCAUAAAGAUGGUAAAAAAUUUAAAUACUAUAUAAUUAGUACUUAAUAGCCAAAAAGAAAAGCUUAGUAGUAGUAAUCUUCACAUUUAGAUUAAGAGAAUGUGUAAAUAUAGAAUAAAAUAUGUUCUUAAAGGACUAAAGAUUUUGUUCGUAAAAUAUCUCAGCCCAAAUAAUAAAACCAUAGAAGAAUUAAUUCAACAUAACAAGGAAGUUCUUUUUCAUUUUAUGAUUUAUAACAUUGA
Messenger RNA from Paramecium sonneborni, 2722 nucleotides. NCBI's taxonomy places the organism in Eukaryota, Ciliophora, Oligohymenophorea, Peniculida, Parameciidae. The record is from the annotation of a GenBank genome assembly.